AUGGACAUUAAGCCUACAAUACAGGGACUCAGCCACUUGUUUGGCAAUGUUCAUUGCAGCACUGUUUACGAUACCCAAAGGGUGAAAAUAACUCAAUGUCCAUCAACAGAGGACGGAUCGACAAAACAUGGUAUACCCACACAAUGGAAUAUAACUCAGCCUUUAAAAGAAAAUGAUGGGCAGUGCUCCAGGAAGCCGCCUCGGCGCGCUCGGCGGCGUCGCGCGGCGCUGGGCGUCGGCGUGAGCGUGAGCAAGGACUUCGCCGUGGACGCACGCCGACUGGGCGCCGAAGAGCUGCGCGCGCUGGAGUGGCAGCAGGCGGAGCACGGGGACGUGUCGUUGCUGCCCGCCCGCCAAGGUGCUGCCAUGCUGCCCUGCCUAGACGAAUUCGUGCUCGAGGCGAGUGACGGCUCUGCGCGCCUGGCCGAGCUGCACCGCCGCCGCCUUUACUGGGGCUACUCCGGCCAUGGCCGCGUCAAACCCGGGGGCCUCUGGAGGCUCUGCGACUGCUUCGUGCCCUACGCGCUGAGAGGUGGUUACGUGCUCUCGGCCGACCUGGUGCGCUACCUGCGCCUCCGCUGCAUGUAGCUAAUCGCCCGGCACAGCGAUGAUUGGUCUCAGGGCGCGUGGCUGGCGCCCGUGGACGUACCACGCGAACACGAUCAGUACAAGUCGCGCUACCUAGUGACGCACAGGCAAAGCGUGGCCAACAGGCUGGAGAAGCACCAAACGCUGGCGCGCGGGGGCCGCCGGCGCCACUAGGAGGUGCGGCUGCGCCUCUCCCACGUCUACUAUGGGUCUGCGCCACCCUUGCAGUGCUCCCUGUGCAGGGAGGAGAUUCCCUAG
Messenger RNA from Oryctolagus cuniculus (rabbit), 846 nucleotides. NCBI's taxonomy places the organism in Eukaryota, Metazoa, Chordata, Mammalia, Lagomorpha, Leporidae. The record is from RefSeq and is a predicted model, not a curated record.